AAGGCCCCCAGCCCCACAACCGACAAAGGCGGAAAAAUCCCCAGCCCUGCUCGGCAAAAGUAAGAAAUUUCCGCCGCAACUCACCUCUAAAUAAAUCUCUAAUCCCAGAAGAAACCCCAUUAAAGAAAGGAAAAAGGCCACAAAACCCCAUUCUCCGGACUCCAGUAAUGGGAGAAGAUCACCACGAAGCCCUCAAAACAGAACCCUAUUACUGGGGAACCACUCCGGAGGACGAGUACUUCGACCUCCAUGGCAUCAAAUCAACCAAAUCUUUUUACACUUCGCCCAGAGGCGUCACCCUCUUCACCAAAUCAUGGCUACCUCCUAACAACCAUCCACGUGGCGUCAUCUUUAUGGUCCAUGGCUAUGGUAAUGAUAUCAGCUGGACUUUUCAGGCAACCACAAUCUUCCUUGCCCAAAAUGGUUAUGCCUGUUUCGCCGUAGACCUUGAAGGCCAUGGCAAAUCUCAGGGCCUCAAGGCCUAUGUCCCAAAUGUUGACCUUGUUGUCGAUGAUUGCCUCUCACUCUUCAACUUCAUAUUGUCCCAAAAUCCCACCUUUCAAAACCUCCCCAAAUUCUUGUAUGGUGAGUCAAUGGGCGGAGCAAUUUGUUUGUUGAUUCAUUUCAAGAUCCCAACUUUGUUCAACGGUGCAAUCUUGAUUGCACCCAUGUGCAAGAUUUCUGAAAAAGUUAGGCCUAGAUGGCCUAUUCCUGAAAUCUUGACAAUUGUGGCAAGAUUUGCACCAACUUUACCUAUUGUGCCGACAGCUGAUUUAAUAGAGAAGUCUGUCAAAGUCCCAGAAAAGAAAAUUACUGCAGUAUCAAAUCCAUCAAGAUACAAUGGGAAACCAAGAUUAGGGACUGUUCUUGAGCUUUUGAGGGUUACAGCUUACAUUAAUGGUAGAUUAUCUGAUGUUAAUCUUCCAUUUCUUGUGUUGCAUGGCAGUGCUGAUGUUGUUACUGAUCCACAAGUGAGUAUGGAAUUGUAUGAAUUGGCUAACAGCAAGGACAAGACUAUCAAGAUCUAUGACGGGAUGCUGCAUUCCUUGUUGUAUGGGGAACCUGAUGAGAAUAUUGAAAUUGUAAGAGGAGAUAUCUUAAAAUGGUUGAACAAUAGAUCAUAGAUGCUGAGACAGGAAUGUAAAGUUCAUUGUUACCAUAUUGAGAUGAAUUGAUUCAUUUACUGUUUAUGAGUCCAAAUGGAUGAUUGUACUUUUAUGCAUAGCUAUGGCUAUGAAGUGCAGUGAAAUUUUAGUGCAAUCCAUGAUAGAAUUUUGUCA
Molecule: messenger RNA, 1280 nt
Organism: Coffea eugenioides
Lineage: Eukaryota; Viridiplantae; Streptophyta; Magnoliopsida; Gentianales; Rubiaceae
Product: caffeoylshikimate esterase
Exons: 1
Coding region: 168-1124 (318 amino acids)
Cellular component (GO): membrane
Molecular function (GO): lipase activity
Source: RefSeq, a predicted model, not a curated record